Messenger RNA from Aspergillus terreus NIH2624, 852 nucleotides. RefSeq names its product CLTH domain-containing protein. Gene Ontology annotation, biological process: proteasome-mediated ubiquitin-dependent protein catabolic process. Gene Ontology annotation, molecular function: ubiquitin-protein transferase activity; protein binding. Bases 1 to 852 code for a protein of 283 amino acids. The record is from RefSeq and is a predicted model, not a curated record. The transcript is spliced from 3 exons. Lineage: Eukaryota; Fungi; Ascomycota; Eurotiomycetes; Eurotiales; Aspergillaceae. Gene Ontology annotation, cellular component: cytoplasm; GID complex; nucleus.
AUGGCUGCGGAACUCACCUCGACGAAACUUAAUGCGGAGAAUCACCUUCUUUUGGACCAACCCCUUCUUCGACUGCCGCACGAGCUCGCACGGAGGAAUUUCAAGUCGGUACAACGGCUCGUGGAGCGCGAGAAAGAAUACGUGCUCCCCGCACUGAAGGAAACCGCCAAUGCGUCCCUCUCGCAGAGUCAGACGCCCGACCAGACGCUCGCCGCGCUCGAUGCGAUGAUCUCCCGGAUGCAGGGUCUCAAACGGAAAAUGGAGAACCUCCAGCAGGAGGAGAAGAAGAUCCACGCGCAGUCGCGGAAACGCAUCCAGCAUCUGGAGUGUCUGCACCAUAUACCCAGUUUGGCGGACGUCAAGUACGACCAGUGGUCGAGGAUCCGGCUGGACCGGCUUAUAGUUGACCAGAUGCUGCGGUCGGGGUAUACCGAGAGCGCGCAGCAGCUGGCGCAGGAGAAGGAUAUCGAGGAUCUGGUCGACCUCAACGUCUUUAUACAGUGCCAGCGGAUUGCGGAGAGUCUACGGCGCGGCGAGACGAAGGAUGCGCUGCAGUGGUGUAAUGAGAAUAAGGCAGCGCUCAGGAAGAGCCAGUACAACUUGGAGUUUGAAUUGCGAUUACAACAGUACAUCGAAAUGAUCCGGACGGGGGAUAAAGGGAAGCUCGUGGAAGCGCGAGCACACGCAAGGAAAUAUCUGACGCCUUUCAUCGAGACGCAGUCUGCUGAGAUCCACCGUGCGGCGGGACUCCUUGCGUUCCCCAAAGAUACCAAGGCAGAGCCUUACAAGGUGACUCGACCGAACGUCUUAUCCCAUCCCAUACUGACUGAUGUAGUCUAUGUAUGCGCCUGA